AUGUCAUUGAUCAGGAAAAGGAAAUUGAAGGAAUUAGAACAAGAACAAGAACAACAACAUGGUUCAAAAACCCAACAUACACCAGCACAUGAUAGUUCAGAAGUAGAACUAAUUGGACGACUAUAUAAUGUCAACGAAAAAGGAACCAAUCUAGAUAUUCCCAAGAAAUCUGUAGUAAUUAUUGGACGUAGUAGUUCAUGUGAUAUUAGAAUCCAAGGAAUUGAUGUUUCUUCAAAGCAUUGUCAAUUAAACAUUAUUCAAACUACCAAUAAGCAUAUUAAUACGCGUAGUGAAUAUUUAAGCAUUACAGAUUUGAGUUCAAAUGGGAUCAAAAUAAAUGAUGAAAGUAUGAGCAAGAGAACAAGUAUAAUUCUUAAGACAGGAGAUAAAAUUGCAUUUGCUAAAACUGGAGGGUGCUAUAUUUUCCGAUAUAUUAUUAGUGAUCAAGAAUACAAUGAGGAAGAUGAUGGAAAUGUGCAGUUGAAAAAAAAGAAAAAGUAUGCUUCAUUUUUUGACGAUUAUAUUCUUGGUAAACAAUUAGGGUCAGGUCAUUAUGCUGUUGUGAAAGAAGCUAAAGAUAAAAAAACGGGACAAGCUGUUGCCGUUAAGAUUUUCCAUCCUAAUAAAUCAGGUUUGGUGAAUAAAGCCAAUUCGGCACAACAACAGCAAGAAGAUCUCAAAUUACAACAAGAAAUGAAUUUAUUAUUGUCAAUUGACCAUCCUAAUAUCGUCAAAUUCAUUAAUCAUUAUGUUGAACCAAUUAACAACUAUUCCGUCAACACUUAUUUGGUAUUGGAGAAAAUGAAUAGCGGAGAAUUAUUUCAACGAAUAAUUAACAAAUCAAAAUUAAGAAUUGAUGAAACAAAAGCAAUUUUCCGUCAAAUUUUGUCUGGUUUAAAAUAUUUACAUGAUCAUGAUAUUAUUCAUCGUGAUAUUAAACCCGAAAACAUUUUAUUGGAUAUAACUCCAAAGACGUCGCCACACCAGAAAUCGAUGGGACCAUGGGAUAAAGAUGAAUUUGACAUCAAAGUCAAAAUUGCUGAUUUCGGAUUAGCUAAGUUUAUUGGGGAAUUGAAAUUUACCAACACUUUAUGUGGGACUCCUGCUUAUGUGGCACCGGAAAUUCUUAAACCCAAUUGUCGAAAGUAUAGUACAAAAGUCGAUCUUUGGUCACUGGGGGUAUUAUUAUAUGUAUGUCUUUGUGGGUUCCCGCCAUUUAGUGAUGAAUUGGGUCCACCAAAUAUGAAGGAACAAAUUUUGACUGGUCAAUAUGCAUUUUAUUCUCCUUAUUGGGAUGAAAUAAGUGAUGUUGUUUUGGAUUUGAUAAGUAAUUUAUUAAUUGUGGAUCCGAAUGAAAGAUUUAAUGUUGAACAAACAUUGAAUCAUUUUUGGUUUAAUGAAAAAGAACAAGACAGUUUAGAUAAUAGUGAAGGAGCUGAAGAAAGUCAAAUUGUCGAAGAAUCAAGUUGUUUUUCAUCUUCAUCUCAACCUUCAUCGAUGAUAAAUGGCACUAAAAGACUAAUGAUAAGAUCCAACACUCAACCAAUUACUUUAAAAGAACAGCAUGAAUCACAAAUCAAUUUCAAAACUUGA
Candida albicans SC5314 is the source of this 1593-nucleotide messenger RNA. It is a transcript of the gene DUN1, whose product is annotated as serine/threonine protein kinase. Bases 1 to 1593 code for a protein of 530 amino acids. The record is from RefSeq and is a predicted model, not a curated record. Lineage: Eukaryota; Fungi; Ascomycota; Pichiomycetes; Serinales; Debaryomycetaceae. Gene Ontology annotation, cellular component: nucleus. Gene Ontology annotation, molecular function: protein serine/threonine kinase activity; protein binding; ATP binding. Gene Ontology annotation, biological process: mitotic DNA damage checkpoint signaling; protein phosphorylation. The transcript is spliced from 2 exons.